Tuber aestivum (summer truffle) is the source of this 1907-nucleotide messenger RNA. The record is from the annotation of a GenBank genome assembly. Lineage: Eukaryota; Fungi; Ascomycota; Pezizomycetes; Pezizales; Tuberaceae.
AAGGCUCCGUUGCUAAGAACAGCAACAACUUCCCUGAGGUGAGGUGACGGUAGGGCUGCCUUGGAGUGCUGGUUGUAUCGUAUCGUAUUGUACCCCGCCAACUUCAGCUCUCGGCACUCAUCCACCAACUGCCCCAUCAUCAAAUCUAUCAGGAACGGAAAACCCAAUCUAACCGUCAUCAUGGCAGAUACAAGCAUUCCCACCCACCGUAAGCUUCCCCCCCCUUCCCUAUAAGCCGCCAAAUCUAACGUUCCACCCCACCACAGUCCUAGCGGACUCCCCUCCAACAGUUUGCCGGCUAGAAGUCGCCCCGCACUUCACAGCCUUAACCCCCAAAGAAAAGCUCUACGCACACCACAUCUCUCGCGCCUCGUUCCUAGGUACCCGUGUGACCCUCCGUCAGCACUCACCGGAAAGUGAGGCAAUCUACGACCUCAUACUGGCCCUGUACGCCGCUUGCUCUGGGGACUGGAAGAGGCACGCUUUGGACAGCUCUGUCAGCGAGCAGGACGUGCAGUACUGGCUUGAGUAUGCAACGGUAUUCCUGGCCUCAUUGGGGAACUACAAGUCCUUCGGGGACCUGAAGUUCGUGCCCCGCAUCCCGAAGGCAGAGUUACGUAAAUUGGCGGAGCGUGCCGGUGGGGAGGCGAGGAAGUUGUUUGACGGAGUGGGGGAGGUUGUGUAUUCGGUUGUGCCAGAGGAGAAGAAUUUGAUUGGGUAUAUUGAUGCUGGACAUGUUUCGGCUUACUACCCGGACUCACCUAGUAUCACGAAGGCGGAGAUUGAAGAGGUGCAGGCGCUUACUGCCGCGAAUGAGAUACUUGUCGAGAAUACGAGGUUGAAGAAGGUUUCCGACUCCGAAUUUCAUUUACUAUUCGCGUCAGCGGAGACGGCGGCGCCCGGGGGACAGAAAACAGAGUUUGCGUUUGGAGAAGGUGGGAAGAAGAGGUUGAAACUGGUGUACGGGGAUUACGCAGAAUUGAUGAGGAAGAUCUCCGCAGAAUGCCUGGCCGCGGCGGAACACUCAGCGAAUGAGAUUCAGAGGAAGAUGUGGGAGGAGUAUGCCCGGUCGUUUGAUAUUGGGUCUAUUCAAGCGCACAAGGAGUCUCAGAAGUACUGGGUGCAGGAUAAGGGUCCCCGGGUAGAGGCUAAUAUUGGUUUUGUCGAGACAUAUCGUGACCCAGCUGGCGUUCGUGCGGAAUGGGAAGGGUUUGCCGCAAUGGUGAACGAAGAGCGAACAAGAACUUUCGGGGAGCUGGUCAGGCGUGCAGAGGACUUCAUCACAAGGUUACCCUGGGGCAAGGAUUUCGAAAAGAACCACUUUUUGAAGCCGGACUUUACAAGUCUGGAAGUUUUAACAUUUGCCGGGGCGGGGAUCCCGGCCGGUUCGUAUUUGCUAUCCAUUCACCCCAACAGCCCAAGCUCAUCAGAACACAGGCAUCAACAUCCCAAACUACGACGACAUCCGCCAGGAAAUCGGCUUCAAAAACGUCUCUCUGGGCAACAUCCUCUCCGCCCGAUCACCCAACGAAGUAAUUACCUUCCUAAAACCAGAGGAUGUAGCCCUCUACUCCAAGCUCCAGAGGCCAGCCUUCGAAGUCCAAGUCGGCGUCCACGAGCUACUAGGUCAUGGUACGGGCAAGCUCCUACAGGAAACCUCCCCGGGAGAGUACAACUUUGACCUCGCCAACCCGCCCAUCAACCCAAUCACAAACGAGCCAGUGGGAACUUGGUACAAGCCGAACGAGACGUGGGGCAGCGUAUUCGGCGGCCUCGCCGCCUCCUACGAAGAAUGUCGCGCGGAGUUGGUAGCAAUGUACCUCGGCGUAGAAAAAGACCUGCUAUCCAUCUUCGGCCAUGCGAGCGACCAGGAGGCAGAGGAUGUACUGUACAUCGAGUACCUGUAG